Messenger RNA from Thecamonas trahens ATCC 50062, 912 nucleotides. RefSeq lists its product as uncharacterized. The record is from RefSeq and is a predicted model, not a curated record. The transcript has 2 exons. Bases 1 to 912 code for a protein of 303 amino acids. NCBI's taxonomy places the organism in Eukaryota, Apusomonadida, Apusomonadidae.
AUGUCUGCAGCAGGCGAGGGGCAGGUGCUGUACUCGGGAGCGGCGGCUGGCGCCAUGGGCUUUGCCGCCGCCGUCCAGCAGAUGGCUCGUGAGCUUGCGGCUUACGAGCGGAUGCUGCUAGCUGAGCAGGCAGCCAUGGCCGAGAUGGUGGCUGCCGAGCGUGCUGGCCUUGCAGCCGAGCAGGCCCACCUUGCCGCCCUCCUGCAGCCACGCCAAGCCCAAGCCGAAGCGGCUGCCCAAGCCGAAGCGGCUGCCCAAGCCGAAGCGGCUGCCCAAGCCGAGGCGGCUGCCCAGGCCCAGGCGACCGCGCACGUUCAUCGCCAGGCGACCGCGCACGUUCAUCGCCAUGGCCAUGCGCACGUUCAUCGCUAUGGGCAUGCGCACGCUUACAGCCACCCGCAUUCCCUCGUCCAUGGCCAUCAACAUGCGCUUGCCUACAACCACCCGUAUGCGCUUGCCCAUCAUCCGCUGGCGCCCAUGACAAGCCCACAGCAGCCUGUUCCUGCUGCCGUUCCCAUCCACGUUACGCACGAGUCGCUGAAGACCGCGUCGUGGAGCGAGAGUGCAAACGGCUUUAUGACAAGUGCGAGCGCGAGCGGGAACCUGAAUUCCUUGUCGGCCGCUCUGCCCUCACUCCACAUCUCGCCGAACACGCCGUCCAGUUCGGUGGCAGACAUGCCGCAGGUUAUGGCCGAGGACCACCGUGAUCGGGAUUCUGCAGCCGCCGUGAAGUUGAGUCACUUGUCGUCAUCGGAGGAGCAGGAGGAGGAGGGCACACAUUCGCUGGAAGUCUCCGCAGCCUCGGUGCUGUCGCCGACGAUGCUGUUGUCGCUCCAUGUGCCAAGCGACCUCUACUCGGGCGCGGCUCGCCGCAAUUCUGCGCUGGGCAUGCCACAGACCCAGUUCGACUAG